AAAAAAAAAAAAUGUCGGCCAGACAUCAGGUGAAAUGUUACCUCCCUCGCACACCUUUGCAGGGAAACAUGAGAAGUGAAAUCAAACACCUGCCUUUCCCUCUCCUCACAACCGUCCUCUCUUCUUUCCUCACCCGUGCAUGCAUUCACUACACAUUACGCUUUCGUUCUGUAGUGCACGAGCAUUUGCACUCAAACUUGAUCUCUGUCGGCUAAUGGGUUGCUUCCACUGAAACAAACCGCAAUCUCUGAAGCAACUUCAUGGCUGUCCGCGGCACCGUUCCUCCUCCGGAUUACUACCCUUUUGAUAUCGCUCUAUCAGCCCAGCCACCUGAAGAUCUGCAGGGCUUUUAUAAAGGAAACCAGCACAUGCUGAGCAGAUCAGGCUCGCAUUAUGGCUUGGCCACAGGAGGGGUCAGGAACGCUUGGGAUCAAGGGCAAGCUAGAGCAACUACUCCUGCUCCUACGCCCAGGCCUCCUCCUCCUCCUCCUCCUCCUCCCUCGGCUCAUGAGAUCAGCCGCUUGUACAGGGAUUCUCUAUCCAUCAAGAUGAUCCCAGACAGCCAGCGCAUUCGCAGUAGAGCCGCUUCACCGGCUUGCUUUGGCAUUGAAUCCAGAUUUCCAGCAGAACACUCCGUGUUCAGCGAUGCCAACGACCUUCCUCUGGACUCUGGAUCCACCUGCAUAGUAGUGGACCCUACAGCUCCAGUCAUGGACGGGACUCUUCCUCGAGGGAACCCUGCUUACGGCUCUGUGUCAACUCAAAGGAUGCCUUACGACCCUGCUUAUGAUCCAGGCUCCACUCACCACCCUCCGGCGGCCGUCACUGUCGACCCCAAGAGAACCGUGGAUCCCAGUUUUCUAGCUCUCCUGCGCUCCGAGGGUCUGUCGGAAAGCACUAUAACUCUUCUCCUACAGCAAGGGUUUGAUUCUACCUCCAUGCUUGCUAUGAUGGAAGACCACGACGUCCGCUCCGUCGCUCCCAAUUUGGGCCAAGCACGAGUGCUUUCUCGAGUGGUUCUCAAUUGCAAGACGGGAGCAACCGGUGCUGCGGUUAUGCGAAGUCGUUCUAACAGCUUCAGCCAUCGCAAUGAUCUCUACAUGCAGUCUCAGGCAGUGGAUGGAAACCUCAUUCAACAGCCUCCCAGCGCCCUGCAGUCCGUCUCUCCAAGAAUGGGAGAGUUUCUCGGUCGGCGGCCGAACAGUGCUCCGUCUCAACAUCUCCUCGAAACCACGAAAUAUCCAGGGGUUCGCUUGGUCGGAGGUUUUCCGGUCAGUCCGGGGGGCUACGCCACACAAACACGACCUUUGUACAAUGCCCACACAAGCCUGGCCAUGUCCGCUCAACAACAACCUCCGACUACUCCAGGAGUGGCACCCAAGACCUUCUCCACUACAUACAGCCCUAUGGAGCUGAUGAAGCGCCCUCCGAACCUUCCUCCUCUCUCUCCUUCUCAUAGCCCCCAUCACAGCCCUCAGUUAAUGCGCAAGGGAGCAGCUCCUGUGGAGAGUGCCAUCCUUCCAGCAUCUUCAGCCCUCCAGCCUCAGACCCGGAGAACCGGACCUCCGGUCAUUGUAUCCACCAUGGCUUCACCUGACACAAGUAUCAGGCCUCAGAUCGUGAAUGGCCCGAUGCAUCCUCGUCCUCUGAUUGCUCUGCUGGACGGUCGGGACUGUACGGUUGAGAUGCCGAUCCUCAAAGAUCUGGCAACCGUGGCCUUCUGUGAUGCCCAGUCCAUUUAUCCAAAGGUGUUAAACGAUGCGAUCGGCGCUCUGAUGUAUCACAGCAUCACACUGACGCGAGAGGAUCUGGAGAAGUUCAAAGCGCUCAGGAUCAUCAUCCGCAUCGGCAGCGGAUACGACAACAUCGACAUUAAAGCGGCCGGAGAGCUGGGGAUCGCGGUGUGUAACAUCCCGUCGGCGGCGGUGGAGGAGACGGCUGAUUCGACGCUGUGUCACAUGUUGAAUCUGUACCGCAGGAACACGUGGCUGUAUCAGGCGCUGCGGGAGGGCACGCGUGUUCAGAGCGUGGAGCAGAUCCGUGAAGUGGCAUCCGGAGCCGCACGCAUCCGUGGAGAAACACUCGGACUCAUCGGCUUCGGUGAGAGACGACAGGCUCAGAUCACUAUGCGUCAGGGGGCGUUCCUGGUGAACACGGCUCGAGGAGGUCUGGUGGAUGAGAAGGCUCUGGCUCAGGCGCUGAAGGAGGGCCGGAUACGAGGAGCUGCUCUCGACGUCCACGAGACCGAACCCUUCAGUUUUGCGCAGGGUCCUCUGAAAGACGCUCCUAACCUGAUCUGUACGCCGCACACAGCCUGGUACAGUGAGCAGGCUUCUCUCGAGAUGAGAGAAGCAGCCACUACAGAGAUUCGCAGAGCCAUCACAGGCCGGAUUCCUGACAGUCUGAGGAACUGUGUCAAUAAGGAGUUCUUUGUGUCAUCAGGUUCCUGGGGCCUGAUGGAGCAGCAGGUUCAUCCUGAGCUCAACGGCGCCGCCUACAGCCAAGUCAACCAAUCCCUGCAGGCCAUCACGACUGGCUCCGCCCCCAAGACAGAAUCAAUGCCUAAAGCGAGAGCAGGUUCCCGUCAGGUCUGGCAGCGGGUUUGGAGGGUCUGGUUCCGGUGACCGUGAUAAACCACCCUUCCCAGACGCCGUCCCCAAACCAGCCCUCCAAACACGGAGAGAGCAGCUGAGCGAGCAAUAGCAUCAGCAUCACACACUCAACUCCUUCU
Molecule: messenger RNA, 2731 nt
Organism: Sinocyclocheilus anshuiensis
Lineage: Eukaryota; Metazoa; Chordata; Actinopteri; Cypriniformes; Cyprinidae
Exons: 9
Coding region: 261-2624 (787 amino acids)
Biological process (GO): regulation of transcription by RNA polymerase II
Cellular component (GO): nucleus
Molecular function (GO): oxidoreductase activity, acting on the CH-OH group of donors, NAD or NADP as acceptor; transcription corepressor activity; transcription coregulator binding
Source: RefSeq, a predicted model, not a curated record